Truncatella angustata is the source of this 978-nucleotide messenger RNA. RefSeq names its product bola protein. The record is from RefSeq and is a predicted model, not a curated record. The transcript has a single exon. NCBI's taxonomy places the organism in Eukaryota, Fungi, Ascomycota, Sordariomycetes, Amphisphaeriales, Sporocadaceae. Bases 162 to 614 code for a protein of 150 amino acids.
UUUUUGCACCCAUGGUAGUUACAUCCGUAGGGGCUUCAUUUGCAUUUUCCUAAGUAUCACACCGUUCCAAACAUAUAUCUCGGAGACGUGGGAUUGUUUGCUGUUGCUGUUCAUUCCUUUUGAGGCAAUUCAGGAAACAUAUCCUUAUAUCAACAGCCACAAUGCUUUGUCACCAGUGCCGCCGAGUGGCCGUAGUAGCAGUACGGCAGCUCGCUUCGUCAUCGCGAGCUCAGAGCACUAUUGUGCGAACUGUGCUGACGUCGGGACCGACAACACAAUAUAAGCGAAGCCUGUUUCCUACCCCGAUACGUUACUCGACAUCUUCCGAAGCACAAGCACCUUCGCCAAGUAUAGCGGGUGUGCCAGAAAAGCCAGACUAUCUCAACACUGCCGAAUCAGAAAUCUGGGAUAAGCUCACAUCUGAGUUCUCACCGUCCGAACUUGUGGUGCAAGAUAUAUCUGGUGGCUGCGGGUCCAUGUACGGCAUUGAGAUUGCCUCCGAGAAGUUCCGUGGUACGAACAUGUUGAAGCAGCAGCGAAUGGUCAAUUCUGUACUGGGUGACCAGCUGAAGAGCUGGCAUGGGGUCCAACUACGAACGAAAGUACCCUCCUAAGGAUUAGUGGCUAGAUUAUAAAUGGGCAAUAGAAAUGGGCUCCGCCAGGGCACCAUGAAACCAGCGAGAAAGAGGCGGCAAGGAUGUUAAUCAAGGUUAAAAUGACGGAGAACCCGGGCAAUUAUUGUGACCGGCCGCAGUGUACACUGAGUUGUAUAGUAGAUGUACAACAGGCCCGAAGUAUAGCUCUUUGGAGAAACCAAUCGAUCCAUAUACCCUAAAAAUGUUCGACUUCUCGGCGUCACCAUUGGUGUCGGAAAUUUUCAGACUCGUCCAUAUUGUGCUGCUCUAGCAGUAGAUGGGCAGUUCGGGAUCUGCUCCGAGCGAUCUAAAUAUUCUAUUGGGUGACACUUUGAACAUCUAU